AUGGAUCAAAAUUUUCAAUUGAGUUGUCUUUCAUAAUAUGGUGUAACUAAAUUAGAGCUUGGAUCUUAUCUAAAUAUUGCAACUCCAACUCUACAAUCCAUGUUUAAGAUAGAUUUACAUCUUUAAAUUUAUUGGACCUAUUCUAAUUAAAUGAUAAGACAGAUGAUAGUUGGAAAAUUUAUAAUAAUUGCAAACUAUUAUGAACUGAAUAAAGUAAAGGAAAUUUUAGACUGCCGAGUAACUUAUAGAGGAAUGACAGAAUUAUAUAAGGUCUAAUAAAUUAUAUCAUAAAAACAGUCUGUAGAAGUAUCAUUAUACUUAGUUUAGGUGUGUGUUGUAAAAAACAAAAUUUCUGGGAACACUUAUGUUUGUAAAACAUAUAGGAAAAAUAAUAAAAACAUAAGAAAAGCAUUAUCAGAAAUAUAGAUGCUUAUGAAAUUAAUAGGAUAAAGAAAUAUUGUUUAUUUGCAUGAGAUAUAUGAGAGUUAAGGUAAUUUGUAUCUUAUAAUGGAAAAAUUGGAUCAUUAACUUUUCGAUGAUUAUUAUCAUGAGGAAAUCUAAUUAAUAGCUUAUGUAAUUCUUCAUUUAUUAAGUUUUAGUAAUUAAUUAUAUUAUUGAGUGAAUUCUAAAAAUUGAAUAUUGCCCACCAUAAUCUCACUUAAAAGCACAUAAUGUUUGAUGAAAACAAUAAUAUAAAAUUAAUUAGCUUUGGAAAAACUUCAAGCAUAAAAGAAAAACCCGAUUUUUUUUUUGAUAUGUAUCAAACUGGAGAAAUCCUUCUUGAACUUUACUGCAUAAAUAAAGAUUAAUUAUUUUCAAAAUCAACUUAUUUGCCUGAUCAUGCUGUUAAUUUUAUUAAAGGUUUACUUAAUCUAACAGAAUACCGACUAAAUAUCAAUCUUGCGUAAACUCAUCCUUAUUUCAAAUCUUUAAAUGGGGAGAGCUAGUUAGUAAAGAUUAGAUCCCUUCUACCCAAAAGAAAUCUUUCUGAUUUAAAAAAAAAUAAGAAAUAGUAAGAUACUGAUCAAGAUUAAUUAACAAUACAGAUAUGA
Messenger RNA from Paramecium pentaurelia, 1052 nucleotides. NCBI's taxonomy places the organism in Eukaryota, Ciliophora, Oligohymenophorea, Peniculida, Parameciidae. The record is from the annotation of a GenBank genome assembly.